This is a messenger RNA of Pogonomyrmex barbatus (red harvester ant), 2373 nucleotides long. Its product is annotated as aminopeptidase N-like. Gene Ontology annotation, molecular function: zinc ion binding; metalloaminopeptidase activity; peptide binding. Lineage: Eukaryota; Metazoa; Arthropoda; Insecta; Hymenoptera; Formicidae. Gene Ontology annotation, cellular component: cytoplasm; membrane. The record is from RefSeq and is a predicted model, not a curated record. Gene Ontology annotation, biological process: proteolysis; peptide catabolic process.
AUGAGCCUGCAUUCAGCGAAUUUAGAAAUAACUAAAUUCAUGUUAAGUAAAAUUAUUGACAAAUAUAAAAGAGCGUAUGUAGGCGGUAAUAUUAUCUGUUAUAUUCACGAACAGCAAAUGGUCGUCUUGGAUUUCUUUAAUGCACUAAGUCCUGGUAAAUAUAUUUUGAGAAUAACGUAUAAAGGUGUCAUUGCUAAUGAUAUCGGAGGUUUUAUCAAGAUAUCGUAUAGAAAUGCGGCAGGAGAUAAAAAAUGGCUUAUCACAACAAAUAAUUCAGCGACAGGAAUGCGACGUUUAUUUCCAUGUUGGGACGAACCAGGAUUAAAAGCUAUAUUUAAUAUUGCUAUAAGGCAUGAUCAACGUUAUUACGUUCUUUCAAAUACAGAUGUAGUCUAUAUAUCUACAUCAGAAAUAUCGUCUAUGAGGAUGUCAUAUUUUGCCAAAACUCCUAAAAUACCCACGUACCGUAUAGCAAUUUUGCUAUUCGAUAAAAAUGAUUAUAUUCAUAUUUCUCCUAGAAAACCUAUAGAAAACCUCAAAUUAGAGAGAAAGUGGACGAAUGCGCAAUGGAAUAAAAUUUUAAUUGAUAUUGUCACAAAUAUUGUUGAAUCUAAAUGGCAACAACCAAGAGAAUCUUUAUUAAAACAUCAAUAUGCGGUCGCAGGUUUGACAGAUGAUGGCGUAGAUAAAUUGCAUUUUGUACUUUACAGAAAAAGAGAUAUUACCUACAACAAAGAGAUAGAUCCUGUUGCACGCAAAAUAGAGUUAUCACGUAUAAUAGGACGUAAAAUUGUAGGUCAAUUGUUUGGUACUGCUGUUAGUCCAUCAUGGUGGUCUUACAUGUGGUUGAACGAGGGUAUUGCUACGUUGUUCGGCGUGUACAUAAUCAAUCAGCGAUUAUCUGUUGUAGCACCUUUUAUAUUACGUAUGCUACAUCAUACAGUGGGUGAUGAAAUUUUUCAAAAAGGGAUUAAUGUCUAUAUGAAAAGAGAGACCGGUAGUUUGGACGAUUUUUGGACUGUAAUGCAAUCUGUCUAUGAUUCACAAACUAUGGAUUUGGAGAAACUUAGUGUGAAAGACUUGAUGAAUCCUUGGAUACAAGAAAAGCAAUAUCCUAUUCUUAAUGUAACGGAAAUCUUUGAUACCGAAUGGACGAAAAUUGUUCUAGAAACUACUUCCAAAAACUGGACGGUAUCAUUAACAAAUCAAGCGUACAUAAAUUUAAAACGAAUUUUACCCAAAUUUUCUCUAGCCCGAGAACAAAAGCACUUUCUUGCAAAAUGUUACAAUUCCGAAUACAAUCAGUUUAUAAUAAUCAAUCGGCAACAAACAGGAUAUUACCGUGUAUUUUAUAACAGGGAAAGUUGGUUAAGAAUCAUAGAUUAUCUUAAUUCCGAAAAUUAUACAAAUAUUAAUGUUUUAAAUCGUGCUCAACUCAUCGACGACACGUUCCAUUUAACAAUAUCAGGCGAAUUAGAUUCUUCUGUAUUUUGGGAAGUCAUAAACUACUUAAAAUGGGAAACGAAUUAUAUAGCAUGGUAUCCUAUGUUCAAAGUUAUUGAGCAUGAGUCACACACUCUACUGUUUCCUAAUGUCAAUACUACUAAUUUCAAGAUGAGACUACGAAAGCUACUGAUUCCGCUUCUUGUAAACAUUGGAUACGAAGAAAAAUUUAACGACGACAAUCUUCUUAAAUGUUUAAGGCAAGAAGCUUUAAGAUGGGCUUGUGUUCUCGGUGAUAGCGAAUGCAAAAAAUAUGCAGAAUAUAAAUUGCAAUGGCAUUUGUCAAAUCCGACAGAAAAUAAACUAUUACCAUGGUGGAGGGAAUGGACGUUCUGUAAUGGUUUAUCUGUAUCUAGUAUUUCUCUUGACCAACUAUUUAAUGAUUGGGAUGCAAUGUUGAAAAUUAAAAAUCUAAAUGUGUUUAAAGUUGUCGCUUGCUAUCAUGAUAUUUAUAGUCUCGUGUCUUUGCUAAAAACGUUCAAAAAUUAUCACAUAUCUGCUUAUACAGAAGAUAAUGCAAGGACAAUCACUAUUAUUAAAUACAAUAUUGAUCUGUUUUAUUAUGUUAUUCAGAGACAUGCAAAUGGCUUAAUGAAUAACAUUUUAUUAAACAAUUUGGAAGAAAUCAAACCUAAAGAGAUGAGUACAACCGCAGCAUUAAUUACUAUUAUAAAUUAUACUUAUUCUAGCAAAUUACUCUGUGAGAUGCAAAAAUGGAUACAUAAAACUCUUGCUAAUUCAUUACUUCAGAACACUGAACACAAAAUAAAAAUGCGCCUCAAAAAGCACUAUGUAGACAUUAUAGACGAUGAAUGUAAGAUCAUUCUGCUUUAGUUUUUAACAGAUUAUAUAAGUGAAGAUUGCAUUAAA